UCUGUUCUCUUCAAUUUUUUUAAGUAUCUGCCAGAGAUAUAUUAUUAAACUUAUCUGGUAUCAACUGCUUCAACGAAUUUAUUCAAAAUGUAGCUUUAUUUGUUAGUGUCACAUACUUUUGGCCCAUUAUUCCCUCCAGAGUGAUUAUUCAGUUUAUUCAGUUCUAUUUAUGGUCCUCUAUGGGUUCCACAUCGUUAUUGCACAACAACAAAAAUUGAUGAUUGUUUUUAUGCAAUGUGCAUGCGUUCACAUAAGUCGAAAGUAGUAAAAAGACGAAUUUUCUUUCUUCAUUGGAAUUUGGUUAUUUCGUCUUGUUUUCUCUUCAUGUAAUUUCUUUGACAAUUUCAUUCAUAUAAAAUGGAUAAUAUUACCAAAACUAUUAAAGAUUUUGAUUUGGAGGCUUCAGAUUUAGAGUAUUCAGAGGAUGAUGAUUCAGAUUUAGAAUAUUAUGUGGGGGCAGAAGAUAACGAACAUGCCCUGAAAUCUAUUUCCAGGCCCCAAUGUCCACAACCGAAUCAACAAAAGGGAAAACCUAGCACUUUUCAGCCAAAUGAAGGCCUCUGGCAAAAGUACAGCCACAAAAUAUCAAUCGAAAAUUACAUUAGUUCACGACUUCCUUCUGCUCAAAAAUUUUUUGAUCAGGAGGGUAGAAAUAAAGUUGCCCGAGUUAAGGAUAAAGAAAGUAGAGCUACCAUGGAGCAAGUAUUAGAUCCCAGAACACGGGGAAUUUUAUUUAAAAUGUUGAAUAAACGUAUUAUGUCUGAAAUUCAAGGUUGCAUCAGUACCGGUAAGGAAGCCAACGUAUAUUAUGCGCCAACUGAAAGUGGUUUAGAAAGAGCAGUCAAAAUAUAUAAAACUUCUAUACUUACAUUCAAAGAUAGAGAUAAGUAUGUCAGUGGAGAUUAUAGAUUUAAGCAUGGUUAUUGUAGAAAAAAUCCUAGGAAAAUGGUUCGCACAUGGGCUGAAAAAGAAAUGAGAAAUUUAAGUCGAAUUCAUUCAUCUGGUUUACCAUGCCCUAAGCCAAUAAUUUUGAAAAGUCAUGUCCUGGUUAUGGAAUUUGUUGGCAAAGAAGGUUGGCCUGCUCCAUUACUAAAAGAAUCGAAUGUGGAUGAAGAAGAAUAUGGUUCAUUAUAUAUACAGUGUGUUUCACUUAUAAGGGAUUUAUACCAUAAAUGCAAGUUGAUUCAUGCUGAUUUAAGUGAAUAUAACUUGCUGUAUAUGGAUGGCAAAGCUAUCAUCAUCGAUGUAUCUCAAUCAGUCGAACAUGAUCACCCACAUGCAUUGGAGUUUUUGAGAAAAGAUUGCACAAACAUAACAGAAUAUUUUAGAAGAAAUGGUGUUUCUGUUAUGACUGUUAGGCAGCUUUUUGAUUUUGUGACAUCUUCUUAUGAAGAUUUGGAUGUAAAAAAAUAUGUUGAGGAUAGAGUCGCUGAAAAUAUUAAAAAAGGGGUGACAGAGGAGGCAAAAGUGGAUGAAGAAGUUUUCAAGCAAGCUUUUAUUCCCAAAAGACUGGAUGAAGUUAUUGAUGCAGAACGGGAUGUAUUUUCUCCUGAGAAAAAUGAUACAACGUAUCAAACUUUAACUGGGCCCAAAUCUGGUGAAAAUAUGGAAUCAAAUUCCUCAGGUGAUUCCAGUUCUGAUGCUUCUUCAGAUAGUGAAGAUGAGUGUCAAGAAAAAGCUUUUUCUAGCUCUGCGAGGCCAAGAGAAGAAUCCCCCAAUUCCAAGAAAGAAAGAAAAAAAGCUCUUAGAGAUGCUAGGAGAGAGAAACAGAAAACUAAAAUACCAAAGCAUAUUAAAAAAAGGAAAGAAAGACUUGGACGUGAAAGCAGAAAAAUUAAAAAAUAAACUAUGCUUGUAUUCAUAUUUAAAUUAUUGCAAAUAAAUUAAAUUAAAAAACUUUUCUUUACUUCCCUGUUAUUAUUUUAAAAAGUUAUCUAAAAAUUAUACAGUAGAAAAUCUAUUACAUAAUUUUAUAAACUGCAAUUCUUGAAAAAUCACAAACUAACUUUGUGAGUGCUAAUAAGGAAAAUUGCCAUAGAGAAAAUUGUACAACUAAGUAAGAACAACAACAUUAAUUGUUUAGUACUAAUGUUGCUGAAAAUUUCAAUUUUUUUCCCUUAAUAUAAGUAGUACUUGAGUAUAUUUUGUGUUUUUAUGUAUUUCUAUCUAAAAAUUAUUUUAAGUCAUUUUAAGAGUGAUCUGUUCCAGACUAAUAUUGCCAUAUACAGUAAGUAAGUUUAAAAAUAAAUGAAAUGAUCUAUAACGCGAAAUUUCAUUAAUACAAAGCCUUGGGCUUUAGAAGUUUGCCUUAUUAACUUCUGUAUAUUAUUGGUAUAAAAAUAUCAUUCCUUCUAUCAAAAUUUUAUUUUCUAAGAAUUAAUGAAGAUUUUCCUUUUCUAUAUAUUUUUUAAAAUUAAAUCUGUUAAAAAUGAACUUCUAGGAUUUAACUUGUGUAAUUUUGCUGGUGUAAGAGUUUAAGUUUAGCAAUGUAAAAGAUAGAAUUUUAAUAGACUGCUUGGAUUCAACUAGGUUGCUAAUGUAAUAGUUCAGGUUUAGCAGUGUAAAAUAUAGAAUUUUAAAAUUCUUGUCUUUGAAGAGCUAUAGUUAUGAGAAAAAAUAUAAUUAUUUAAAUGUAAACUAUUAUCUUCAAAUCAUCAUCUAUACAAUCAUCCUACUUGAUAAAAAUUAAUAAGUUAGAAAGUAGAAGUGGCCAUUGUGCAAUGACAUCACAGUUCAGAAAUGUUGUAGUUAGUUGACUUGUGGGAGUGAUUUGCUUUUUUAUAAAUUUACAAUAAUAAAUUAUUUUGAUUAUAAA
Parasteatoda tepidariorum (common house spider) is the source of this 2815-nucleotide messenger RNA. RefSeq names its product RIO kinase 1 (gene RIOK1). The record is from RefSeq and is a predicted model, not a curated record. Gene Ontology annotation, molecular function: protein serine/threonine kinase activity; ATP binding. Lineage: Eukaryota; Metazoa; Arthropoda; Arachnida; Araneae; Theridiidae.